Molecule: messenger RNA, 2979 nt
Organism: Alexandromys fortis (reed vole)
Lineage: Eukaryota; Metazoa; Chordata; Mammalia; Rodentia; Cricetidae
Gene: Padi3
Product: peptidyl arginine deiminase 3
Exons: 16
Coding region: 23-2017 (664 amino acids)
Cellular component (GO): cytoplasm; nucleus
Molecular function (GO): protein-arginine deiminase activity; calcium ion binding
Source: RefSeq, a predicted model, not a curated record
AAAGCCCCCAUCCUAGGCCGGCAUGUCUCUGCAGAGGAUUGUGCGGGUGUCGCUUGAACACCCUACCAGCGCCGUGUGUGUGGCAGGUGUUGAGACCAUCGUGGACAUCUAUGGGGCGGUUCCUGAGGGCACAGCCAUGUUUGAGGUCUACGGGACACCUGGCGUGGACAUCUACGUGUCUCCCAGCAUGACAAGGGGCCGAGAAAGAGCCGAAACCAGGCGGUGGUGCUUCAACGAGGGGCUGGAGAUCAUCGUGGUCAUGAACUCCCCUAGCAAUCACCUCAAUGACAGUCAUGUUCAGAUAGCCUACCACUCCAGCCGUGAGCAGUUGCCCCUGGCCUAUGCGGUACUCUACCUCACCUGUGUGGACAUCACCCUGGACUGUGACAUGAAUUGUGACGGCCGGCAGGACAGGAGCUUCGUGGAUAAGAGGCAAUGGGUGUGGGGGCCUGAUGGGUACGGAGCCAUCUUGCUGGUGAACUGUGAUCGGGAUGAUGUGGGCUGUAAUGCCCAAGAUAACUGUGAUCAACAUGUGAACUGCCUGCAAGAUCUGGAAGACAUGUCCCUCAUGGUGCUACGGACCCAGGGACCUGAGGCCCUCUUUGACGACCACAAACUUAUCCUCCACACCUCCGGCUGUGAUGCGGAGCGGUCACGGGUCUUCCACAUGUGUGGUCCCGAGGAUUCCUGCGAGUCCUAUAGGUGUGUUCUGGGCCCGAACCAGGUGUCCUACGAGGUACCCCGCCUCAACGGUGAUGAGGAGCGCUUCUUUGUGGAGGGCCUCUCCUUCCCUGAUGCGGGCUUCCCGGGGCUCAUCUCCUUCCAUGUCACCCUGCUGGAUGACUCCAAUGAGGACUUCUCCGAGACCCCAAUCUUCACCGAUACUGUGGUGUUCCGGGUGGCGCCCUGGAUCAUGACACCCAGCACCCUGCCGCCCCUGGAGGUGUACGUGUGCCGGGUGAGAAAUAACACGUGCUUCGUGGAAGCCGUGGAGGAGUUGGCCAGGAAGGCAGGCUGCAAACUCACCAUCUGUCCGCAGGCGGAGAAUCGGAAUGACCGCUGGAUCCAGGAUGAGAUGGAGCUGGGCUACGUGCAGGCGCCGCACAAGACUUUGCCCGUGGUCUUUGAUUCCCCGAGGAAUGGGGAGCUGCAGGAUUUUCCUUACAAAAGAAUCCUGGGUCUAGAUUUCGGCUAUGUGACUCGGGAACCGCGAGACAACUCCGUGAGUGGCCUGGACUCCUUUGGCAACCUGGAGGUCAGCCCGCCCGUGGUGGCCAAUGGGAAGGAGUACCCCUUGGGGAGGAUCCUCAUUGGGGGCAACCUGCCUGGGUCGAGAGGCCGCAGAGUCACCCAGGUAGUGCGAAACUUCCUCCAUGCCCAGAAGGUGCAACCUCUGGUGGAGCUCUUUGUGGACUGGCUGGCUGUGGGCCAUGUGGAUGAGUUUCUGAGCUUUGUCCCUGCCCCAGACAGGAAGGGCUUCCGGCUCCUCCUGGCCAGCCCCGCUGCCUGCUUCAGGCUGUUCCAGGAAAAACAGAAGUGGGGCCAUGGCAGGUCCCUCCUUUUUGAGGGGGUCAUUGGCGACAGGCGGGUCAAGACCAUCUCCAUCAAUCAGGUGCUUUCCAACCAGAACCUUAUCAACUUUAAUAAGUUUGCACAGAGCUGUAUUGACUGGAACCGCGAGGUGCUGAAGAGGGAGCUGGGCCUCUCUGACUGCGACAUCAUUGAUAUCCCACAGCUCUUCAAGACAGAGAGAAGGAAGGCUGUGGCUUUCUUCCCCGACUUGGUGAACAUGCUGGUGCUGGGCAAGCACCUGGGCAUCCCCAAGCCCUUCGGGCCCAUCAUCAAUGGCCGCUGCUGCCUAGAGGAGAAGGUGCGCUCCCUGCUGGAGCCGCUGGGCCUCCACUGCACCUUCAUCGAUGACUUCACGCCGUACCACAUGCUGCACGGGGAGGUUCACUGUGGCACCAAUGUGCGCCGGGAGCCCUUCGCCUUCAAGUGGUGGCACAUGGUGCCCUGAGCCACUGCCCAUUCUCCAUCCUUCCCCUGGGAUGGGGCAUCCGCCCAGGCCGUGGAGACUGAGACAGACCCCUGAGCAACAAGCACCAAGAGACUCUCAGUUUCUAGAACGGAAUGCCCAGGGUGCCCCAUUCCCCUCAGAAGCCUUUCCUCUUGAAGCGCCUGCAUUUAUCUGCAGCCCGUUCAGUUCCCAGGCAUGAGUCCUCUUGGUGCUCCCCAAAGAAAGGCCUUGUAUUAAUGGACUCUCAUGUAGACCAACAUGACCAUGGGACGCUCCUAAGUACCAUUUACACACAGCCCCAAACUUCUCUGUGGGUAAAUCCACUUGAGAGUCUGGAAGGAUGGGUACAUUAUCUCAUCAGCCACUCGGCUUGUGCUUCCUAUGAUGGAAGGCCCCGGGGAUUUUGUUCCGGCUGAUAGCCUCCACCCUAUAAGGGAUGGUUGUGAAAUCAGACUAUUCCACAUAAGCAAGAGAGAAUCUACCCACCCCACCCCCUAGGAAGUACCUAGGGGUCCAUUUAGGGUCAAAGUGUAACCAUUAUUCCCACUGCAAGUUCCUGGCCAGGACCCGCCUCUGUCCCACCCAGCUUGAGCUGUCACAGUGGGUGCCUCUGUGAGCCUGUUGUCACACAGCGGGUGCCUGUAGAUGCUUUGGGAAUGGCAGGUAUCACUUUUUAGCUUAACACGCUCCCAUCAUUCGACGUUUGAGAACCUGGCUGUCCAGAUCCUCUGGGAGGUGAAGUGAUUGGAGGGCUAUUGAAGCUUAGGAAGACUGGCUUCUAGGUGAAGAACAUCUUUCCUAAGACACAGAUUGACUGUGAGGGGGAUGGUCAACUGGCCUGGGGGCUCUGUGCAGGAGAAGAGAUCACUGACACCUUCUACCCAUACCCCCAUCCUGCAGGAGAGCCUGAGGGAGCUCCACCCCAGAGGCCACCAAGGCAGGACUCAUUGGGACAGCUGAAC